Messenger RNA from Synchiropus splendidus (mandarinfish), 1469 nucleotides. RefSeq names its product hypoxanthine phosphoribosyltransferase 1, like (gene hprt1l). Gene Ontology annotation, molecular function: hypoxanthine phosphoribosyltransferase activity; magnesium ion binding. The transcript is spliced from 9 exons. Lineage: Eukaryota; Metazoa; Chordata; Actinopteri; Syngnathiformes; Callionymidae. Gene Ontology annotation, biological process: GMP salvage; IMP salvage; guanine salvage. The coding region runs from base 36 to 740 and encodes 234 amino acids. The record is from RefSeq and is a predicted model, not a curated record.
GGCUGGAGGCGAGGACUGAAGAGCGGCGGCGGAGCAUGAGUCCGCCAGACGCGUGCGUGAGACGGAGCCAGACGGACCUCGACGGCGACAACAUGACCUCGUACCUGCAGAUCGAUGACGAUGAGAAAGGUCACGACCUGAAGCUCUUCUGCGUGCCCCGGCAUUAUGAGGACGACCUGGAGAAAGUCAUCAUCCCUCAUGGGCUCAUCAUGGACAGGACGGAGCGACUGGCCCGGGACAUCAUCCGGGACAUGGGCGGGCAUCACAUCGUGGCUCUGUGUGUGCUGAAGGGGGGGUACAAGUUUUUUGCUGACCUCCUGGACUACAUCAAGACCCUGAACCAGAACAGUGACCAGUCGGUGCCGCUGACCGUGGACUUCAUCAAAGUCAAGAGCUACAGUAAUGACAAAUCCACCGGGAACGUCCAAGUCAUCGGGGGAGAUGAGUUGUCCAGUCUGGCAGGAAAGCACGUUUUAAUCGUUGAGGACAUCGUGGAGACAGGGAGGACCAUGCAGACGCUCCUCUCCAUGCUGACUGAGCGUAAUCCCAAGAUGGUGAAGGUAGUGAGCCUCCUGGUCAAGAGGACUCCGAGGAGCUCUGGCUACAGACCAGACUACAUCGGCUUUGAGGUGCCGGAUGCUUUUCUGGUGGGCUACGCUUUGGACUACAACGAGUACUUCAGAGACCUCAGUCACAUUUGCAAACUGAACGAAGAAGCCAAGGAGAAGUACAAAGUGUGAAGACGAGCGACAGACACGGCGACACUGUGACAUCUGCGGCCGGACUGUGAUCUGAAUGUUUAUUUUUCUACCGGAGCCACAGGAUGGACGGAUCCUUUAAUUUAAUCACUUCUGUAAAGAUUUUACUGGAGAUGUUUUAUGUCAUGGAGAGACUGUUCUUGUUUAAGUCCCUCUGUCUCAGGGCUCUGUGAGUGAAGACGCCUUCGUCACUUUGUGUUUGACGUUUUUUGGGGUUUUGCUGUUGACGGCAACACAAAUCCAGGUGACACCUUAAUAUUUCCUGUGUUUUAUUCUUGGAUGUCCCGGUGCCUCCACCACCGCUGUGGCGGACUCUUAUUUACACACGGUGGGUUCGAUGCUGUCAUCAUGGUGGCGACUCAGGAUUCAGGUGCACGUCAAGCCAUAACAUUAUGACCCGCUACCUAUUACUCUGUGCCACAUUCUGGUCUGAAACUGUAGUGUGAAGGAAAGUAUAAUUCAUCAGAUUAAGUUUGUCUUUUAGUUGUAAUGAUGUGUGUAUUGUGCACUCCAUCUUUAAAAGAUUCAUAGUUUACGAAAGACUCAUCGCCUCACUCUUCUGUAUUUACAGUGAAGGGCAGACCAUAAUACUAUCGUUGAAUGUAAAGUGAAGUGUGCAUGAAUAAUAAUAAUAAUAAUGCGCCUUUCUCACUGUUAUCCUAAGUUAACCCUUCCAGUAAUAAAUCUCAAAUUAACAAAGAAUAAUAGCUC